Messenger RNA from Moneuplotes crassus, 999 nucleotides. The record is from the annotation of a GenBank genome assembly. Lineage: Eukaryota; Ciliophora; Spirotrichea; Euplotida; Euplotidae.
AGAAUUUGCAGUAAAAUUGAAACUCGAGGAUAAUAGGUACAAAAAAGAACGCCCAUUUUACUUUACUUCCUAUCCUCAAAAAGAUAACAACGAUGAUAGUGACUCAUCUUUGUCAUUGAACCCUAAAGAAUCACAGGAAAAAUUUCUAAGUGAUUUACCGUAUAUUGAGUCAAAUCAAUCUUGGCUAGACAUCAUUCCAAAAAGCUUCCCACUCCAGAAGGAAUUGAAGAUCUUAUCCUCGUCUAUUCCAAAUAGUGCAUCCCUUCCUGAGCUAAAAGUAAGGAAAUUACUUUCAAAUGAUAAAGAUAGGGGAGCUUUAUCAAAACAAACACCAAAUAAAGGCAAGUAUUCAGCAAGGAUAAAGUUUUAGAUUCUAAAAUAAAACAUGAAGAGAACAAGGAAGAGUAUUACCAGAGACAAGAGGAUAAACAGCCAGAACAAUGUCAAGAUCUCCAACCUUCCAUGAGCAGAGAAACAUGCCAAGAUCCUUUAUGUUUAAAGAAAUCAAUAAAAAGAGGAAUUUUAUGUGCACAUGUUUUGAUAUCAAAGUUAGUAAUUGAUCAUGCAGAGACAGGUGAUGCGACAAUGAUAGAUGAGUUAAAGAACUUUGAGAAAUGAAGAAUAGAUUUUCUGGAUGGGAUUAAUUAUCUAAGCGAUAAAUUAGAAGAUUGUAGAAAAUAUCAUGACUUGUCCAUGUACAAUUUUUACAAGGACAAAGAUGAGACUCAAGCAGAAGGAACUCUAAACCUCAAACCUGGAGUGGACAAAUCAUCAUGUAGCCAUUCUACAUAUUUGAAGCAUACAAUUAUAAAUUGCAUUGAUGCUUUACAUGAGGAAUUCUUCGAAUUACUAUACGCGCAUGAAGAGACGGGAGAUGACACUAUGAUAGAUCAGAGAAAGAUAUUUGAGUUCCAAAGAUGUUCUUAUUUGAAGAUGCUGGGUGAUGUUGCCAAGAAAUGCAAAGGUAAUCCUUCAGUUUUCUCAUUGAGGCUAGACUAA